This is a messenger RNA of Prunus avium (sweet cherry), 712 nucleotides long. The record is from RefSeq and is a predicted model, not a curated record. Lineage: Eukaryota; Viridiplantae; Streptophyta; Magnoliopsida; Rosales; Rosaceae.
UAUAGAAAUUGAGAGGGGGCAUAGCCAUGGAAGCAACUAGCACCCCCAGCUGGAAUAUUACUAUGAUGCUCAUGAUCAACGUUAUGCUUGUGCUGCUUGUUCAUGUAGUGCAACCACUUCCACAGGGCCGAAUUUAUUUUCCUGAAUUUAGUCCUCCUUCUCCUCCUCCUCCUCCUCCUCAAAGUCCGAAUCCAUAUCACACGCGUAUAUGUUAUGAAUCCUGUUCAUAUGAAUGCCGCGGGGAAAUGAGUAAGGAUAAUUCACCCAAUCCCUCUCCAAACCCUCCUGACCUCCCAGACCAACCCAAAAUUCCUCCCAUGGGUUGUGGUGGUUAUUGCUAUCUGAGAUGCUCCGAACAAAUGCCGCCAAACCUCUAUCAAUGUACUGCUGGAUGCGCUUAUAAUUUCAUGACUACCACAACCCCAACCCAAUCCAAUGAUGAUUCAGUUGCAGAUGCUGAGAAAUUGAAGAAAGAUAUCGGUUCCUGCUACAAGAAGUGCCAGAAGUAUUCUCAAGGACAGUUGGGUUGACAUAUGAUAUCAUCUCUAUAAGAAUCAAAGAAAAGCAGUGGCGAAAUCAAUAAUGGAUGUAACAAUUUUAGUGUCCUACGUUUGCUUUUCCGAACGUUUAAUAAGUAUAUGCCCUAUAUAUCAGCCUCCUAUCACAAAAUCUAUAUAUGUAUCUGUCAAUAAAUCAACGAAUUAAACAAAUU